This is a messenger RNA of Pristis pectinata (smalltooth sawfish), 1208 nucleotides long. RefSeq lists its product as uncharacterized. The coding region runs from base 137 to 937 and encodes 266 amino acids. The transcript has 2 exons. NCBI's taxonomy places the organism in Eukaryota, Metazoa, Chordata, Chondrichthyes, Rhinopristiformes, Pristidae. The record is from RefSeq and is a predicted model, not a curated record.
CACGUGAUCGUUGCCACGGGCGAUGCCAACCCCGUGCCGCAGCCUUUUCGGCGCGCAACAGGUUGGCGCCACGGCAACCGCGGCCUCCAUUCAAACCAAUUAAACCAAGCCAAAAUCUAGUUAAAUCUUCCAAAUCAUGGCAGUUCACAGGAUCGCAUCUUUAUUUUUGCAUCGCGAUAGCAGCUGCUACAUUGGUGACCCCGAUGGUCCAAACGGAUUUUGGACCCACACAAUGACCGACAACACAGCAGCCAAUGCAGUGGCACUCAAGCUGCCCACCUUUUGGACGCUUUGGCCCCGCGUGUGGUUCGACCAGGCCGAAGCCCAGUUUCAACUGUGGCAGAUCACCUCCGACUCCACGCGGUACUACCACGUGGUCAGCUCUCUGGACCAGGAGACAGCCGCCCAGGUCAGAGACUUCAUCCAAUCUCCUCCGAAGGAAGAUAAGUACCCGGCCUUCAAGGCCCUUCUCCUUCGGACCUUCGGCCUCUCCCGUCGCGAGCGUGCCGCCCGCCUGCUUCACCUCGACGGCCUGGGGGACAAAUCUCCAUCGGCCCUGAUGAACGAGAUGCUGGCUUUGGCUGAGGGACACAAGCCCUGCCUGAUGUUCGAGCAGGUCUUCCUCGAGCAGCUGCCCGACGACAUUCACCUGCUGCUGGCCGAUGCCGACUUCAGCAACCCACGUGAGGUAGCCGCCCGGGCAGAUAUCCUGUGGAAGGCCAAACGCGAGAGCGGUUUGUCCGUCGGCCAAAUUGCCAGACCGCUUGCCCAACGCCAACCUAAACCAGUCCCAGCAGCCAAGCAACCACACCCCAGAAACACAGAUGACAACACUGAUGACCAGCUGUGUUUCUACCAUCAGAGGUGGGGCGCGGAGGCCCGUCGAUGCCGCCCACCCUGCAAGUUUCAGGGAAACGCCAGGGCCAGCCACCGCUGAUGGCUACGGCAGCUGGCCACCAACACGGCCUCUUGCUCGUUUGGGACAAGCAGUCCGGCCGUCACUUCCUUGUCGAUACGGGAACAGAGGUCAGUCCCCAUCGUGUGUGCCCAAGGAACUCCGAGACUGUAAGUUCGUUUUCGUUCGCAGGGGACACCACGGGCACCAUUACAACGACCAUACGAGGGGCUGUUCCAGGUCGUCAGAAAUAAUAGGUCCACCUUUAUUUUGGACAUUGGGGGCAAGGAAGAAGUCUUCAUGAUGGACCACC